Rhea pennata is the source of this 1999-nucleotide messenger RNA. Its product is annotated as serum amyloid P-component-like. Gene Ontology annotation, biological process: innate immune response. Gene Ontology annotation, molecular function: complement component C1q complex binding. Lineage: Eukaryota; Metazoa; Chordata; Aves; Rheiformes; Rheidae. The record is from RefSeq and is a predicted model, not a curated record. The transcript is spliced from 4 exons. The coding region runs from base 1 to 924 and encodes 307 amino acids.
AUGGGGAAGUUGUGGCUUUGGCUCCUUGCUCUCACAGGACUCUUUGGCCCUUCUGCCGCACAAGAAAAAGUGACUGCCACAAUCCAGGCUCACCCACCAGCGCCUACCGAGUACCAUCAGCUGAUGUUGUCCUGUGAGGUCUCUGGGGACCCUGGUCCCCUGCAGUUCCUGUGGGAGAAGCAAGGAAGCCAGGUGCCCCUGCAGAAAGGCCCAGACAACAUCCUCCUCAUCCCUUCCUUCAACAAGACCCACUGCGGCACCUACAUUUGCACUGCCACUGGCUCCGAAGGCAGCGUCGUGGCCACCUACAACCUGUGGAUGAACGAUCUCGUCAACAAAGUGUUUGUGUUUCCUCAAGAGACCAAGGGCUCCUAUGUGCUGGUUAAGGCAAGACCGGACCAACCGCUGCAGAACUUCACCGUGUGCCUGAGGUCCUACACAGACCUCACUCGGCCCUACAGCCUCUUCUCCUAUGCCACCAAGGCCCAGGACAACGACAUUCUCCUCAUCAAAUCUAGGCCUGGGGAGUAUUGGCUGUACGUGGGGGGCAAGUUUGUGUCCUUCCACGUCCCCAUGGGGUCCCCAAUGGGAAGCGAGCACAUCUGCGCUAGUUGGGAGUCCACCACGGGCAUCGUGAGCUUUUGGUUCAAUGGGAAGCCCUGGCCCCGCAAGGGGAUGCAGAAAGGCUAUAUUGUGAGCCACGAAGCGGUGAUCGUGCUAGGGCAGGAUCAGGACUCCUACGGGGGUGGGUUUGAAACCGGGCAGUCCUUUGUAGGGGAGAUCUCAGACGUGUACAUGUGGGAUUUGGGACUCUCAGGCAGAGAGGUGAAAUCGGCCAUGUACAACUCGCCCAUUCAAGCCCCCAUCUUUGGCUGGAGAAACUUGCCCUACGAGAUCAAGGGAGAGGUGUAUCUGAAGCCCUGACACAGCCCGGAGCCGUACAGAGGGCACAGGGCUGUUUGUCACUUCUACGCUCUUGCUGAUAGGGUUUGGCAACCUUUAGGGAAGCUGUGAUUGCCAUGCAACCAUGCUGAUGUCCCCCCUUCCCCAUCCACAGUUCGUAAGCCCCCCUCAGCCACAUGGUGUGAAAUCAACAAAGAAAUGGGUUUGGAAAGCAUCAGUGGUCUUUGCUGGCCAAAAUUUAUCCUGUCGAAGCUCAGUGUGGCACCUGGAAAUCUGUGAGCAAGGAGAUCUUCUGCUUAACCAGAACAUCAGGGAGAAACCCAGGGUGUCACCUCUGCCCAGGGCUGGGUUACAGUGUCUGUAACUGGGACCCUCUGUCCCUGCACAGCACACACAAGAUUUGACCUGUGCAUGAGCAAAUAAAUCACGGGCACCUGGAUGGCGUAAGUCAAACCAAAUCAUUCCCGUGUUCAUGCUUGGAGCCACUCCAGCAGAGCCAAGGGCGCUCAGCCAGGGUAAAUCCCCACUGCUUCCUCCUAUUGCUCCUCUGUCCUUCCCAGAGUGAUCAGCACAGUGGGUGCCAGAGCUGCCAACCUCUCCACCACCCCAUGGCAAUCUUCAUACUCCAAGGUCAGCCCUUCUCAGGCUAACUACAGCACCUCUCCCGGCACAGCAGGCAGGAGAAACAGCUGAUCUGACAUUACCACCUGGGAGCAGAUGGUGGCAAACUGGGACACACACAAGGUUUCUGGGAGGCCAUGGCAAAAUCUGCCCAUCACAGGGUCAAGCAGGGCCAGAUUGGGGCUUCCCAAACCACUCAUCCCUACCAAAGAUGUCACACAUGCAGCACAACCUCUAUCAUGUUCCACCUUGUCCCCCACCCAACACCUGGCUACCAUUGAAGGAGCCCCCAUUGGCAUCCUCCUUACAUCCAGGGGCAAUCACCAGCUCCAUCUAACCCAUGGAGCCCCUGGCAGCUCCUUUCUUGGGCAUGGGCUCUCUCAUCCAGCAAGCCCCCUAACACACAGGUGGGUUCCCAAAUAACAGCUGCUGUCCACCCACACACACCUCAUACCCUGUGGGGCUCUGCCCCAAG